AUGGAAGCGCGGGAUUACCAUGACCAGCUGAGAAUGAUCAUGAAACAUCCCCAGGGACCUGGGGAGAAGGCUCACUUCCUUGAGUACUUUUCAGUUUUGUCGACAGUCCUGAGUGCAGAGCAGGUGCUCAGUAGCUUGAUGAGGGACCUCAGCCCGAGGUGUAGGAGGUCCGAGAAGGGGGCUCCCUCCUCGACUCGGGUUCCCAGUGCCCGCCCUGCUCCCCCUCCCGCAGACUGCCUGGGCUCCCACUUCACCUGGCUGCAGGCCGUCUUCAGCAACUUCCCCGCGCUGCUGCAGUUCGUGAGCGGUAUGAAGUGUGUGGCUGGGCUCUGCCCCCGCGACUUCGAAGACUACGGCUGCGCCUGCAGGUUCGAGAUGGAAGGGCUGCCCGUGGACGAGUCUGACAGCUGCUGCUUCCAGCACCGCCGCUGCUACGAGGAGGCCGCUGACAUGGACUGUCUCCAAGACCCCGCCAAGCUCAGCACAGACGUCAACUGCGUCAGCAGGAAGAUCACGUGUGAGUCCAGGGACACUUGUGAACGCCUGCUGUGUACCUGUGACAAGGCUGCCAUCGAGUGCUUGGCUCAAUCCAGUAUCAACUCUUCCCUGAACCUUCUGGACACCUCCUUCUGUCUGGCUCAGCCUCCGGAGACAACCAGCAAAGAGCUGAUGACCCUUCUGCCCAGAGUGGUUCCUGUGGAGCCCACAGACACCAGCCUGACGGCCCUCUCAGGAGAAGAACCAGGCCAAGACCGGGAAGAUCCAGAAGCCGAGAGGGCCACACCGCCUCCAGGAUCAGCAGAGAUUGUUGCCACAGCCAGAAGUGUAACCAUUGUCCCCGCUGGCAUGAAGUCCUUAGGGUUGGCUGUGUCAUCCAUCAAAAGUGGUCCUGAGGAAACAUCUGGAAAAGCCUGUGACAGGUUCACCUUCCUGCACCUGGGAAGUGAGGACAACACGUGGGUGAUGCCACAGCUGGGAGAGAUGCUCUUUUGUCUGACAUCCCGGUGCCCAGAGGAAUUUGAAUCUUACGGAUGUUAUUGUGGCCAAGAAGGACGAGGUGAACCAAGGGAUGCUCUGGACAGGUGCUGUUUCUCCCAUCACUGCUGCCUGGAGCAGGUGAGAAGGCUGGGCUGUCUGCUCGAGAGGCUUUCUCAGUCGCCGGUGCUGUGCGUGGAUGGCGCACCCAAGUGUGUGGGGCAGAGCUUGUGCGCGAAGCUGCUUUGUGCCUGUGACCAGACGGUGGCUGAGUGCAUGGCCUCCGCCGUCUUUAACCAAAGCCUCAAGUCAUCAGGGAGACAAGAGUGCCAGGGCCACCAGCUAUCCUGCGAGGACGGCACGGGCGGAGGGCCUUCAGCUCCCUCCCUCGGCUCCAGCUCCGAAGAGAACAGCGAGGAAGCCACACCCCACACGGAGGGCUUGAGAAGAACCAGAAUAUUUCUGGGGAAGUCACUUGGUCCCAGGGGGACCAGGCCACACCAUGGUCCCAGAUAGAUCCCCAGAGAAAAUGACAAGCACGCCCUGUAGUUCUGUCUCUCCCAUUCCCUUAACCUCCCCGGGCUCCGUCUCCUCUCUCCUCUGUCCUCCUCUGAGCAGAGGCUCAAAGGGAAGAGAGGGAGCGAGACUGUCAGCUCACAUUCACAAGCGUAUCUGGAGAAGGCACACUUCCUGUAGUGCACUAUGGAAACUCAAUAAAUAUGCCCAUCAACGUUUCUUUGUUUUGCUUUGUUUUUAAGAAAUGUUGUAGAUACUGGUGCAUGGGUAGAUUGCAAAGGUGAGAUGACAGAGACAAUGAAGGGGAAAAAAAUCUCUCUUCUCCCCAAUCAUGGAAAGCUAUUUUUUCCUCUAUUACAAAAAAAAGAUAGAGG
Equus caballus (horse) is the source of this 1865-nucleotide messenger RNA. Lineage: Eukaryota; Metazoa; Chordata; Mammalia; Perissodactyla; Equidae. The record is from RefSeq and is a predicted model, not a curated record.